Hippoglossus stenolepis (Pacific halibut) is the source of this 5618-nucleotide messenger RNA. RefSeq names its product hephaestin-like 1b (gene hephl1b). Gene Ontology annotation, cellular component: plasma membrane. Lineage: Eukaryota; Metazoa; Chordata; Actinopteri; Pleuronectiformes; Pleuronectidae. Bases 1625 to 4345 code for a protein of 906 amino acids. The transcript has 19 exons. The record is from RefSeq and is a predicted model, not a curated record. Gene Ontology annotation, biological process: iron ion transport. Gene Ontology annotation, molecular function: copper ion binding; ferroxidase activity.
CCCGCCCUGAGUGGUUGGGCUUCCUGGGGCCAAUACUGCGCGCGGAGGUCGAUGACGUUAUCACGGUCCACCUGAAGAACUUUGCAUCCAGGGGCUAUUCUAUGCAUCCUCAUGGAGUCUUCUAUGAUAAGAAAUCAGAGGGAGGACCAGAAAUAACUACCUGAUGGAUUACCACGAAACUUGAAGGAUGCAGUAUGGGUCAAGAAAGAAGCCAUUCGAUUUUGGUGCAGAACCAGGAUUUUUUAACAUUGUAAAAUAGGGCGUUUGUUGACAUUUUCACCAAUUCACCAACGAAUAAUUCAUGGAUCUUGUUGAAACAAUUAUGUAUAUUAAUAGGACUGAUAUCUAUGAGUGUGGGAAAUUUGGUGCAGAUCCAAAUACUGUAAAGAUACAGAUCUAGUGAAUUUAAAUGUGGUUUCAUAAGGCAACUGUUAGGCAUACUGUAGAGACGUGCCCUUAGUUUAAAAAUAUAAUGCAAUAUGUGAGCCAUUGUCAAGAGAUUUGGUCUUCAAAGUUAUGGCAAUACUUUAGACAGUGGGACAAUUUGACCACACAGACUCCAUCAUGAAAUAUUAACAUUGGUUGCAUAUUUAGCUUGAAUAGAUAUAAUCUCUUCUCUCUGUUUUUUUACACAAAAGCUGUGGCUUUGUGUAAUGCUGGUGUGUAAAUAUGGCAUGUUGUGGCCAUGUGCAGAAAGUGACAUGGCAACUGCAAUAACUCAGUGACCUACAUGGAAGAUGUGGCCUCUUGUCAAAACGUCUCUCAAGUGUUCUGACCUUUGCAGCUCGUUGUUAUGUAACAAAGCCCCCAUCCCCCACCCAUUUGAUAGUAUACAUCGUGGUUCAGGAAUUUCGAUAGUCUUCCAAGAACUCGGAAGUGAAAGUAAAAUUUGGUGUUUCCUCUUUCAACAGAAUGCAAGCAGGAGCCUGUUGUGUCUGUCUAUGAGGCACAUGAGCUCAGAUAAACUGUAACCAGCUGUUGAGUCAAAUAGUUUUAAUAAACAGCAUCUUGUACAAGAAGGGGGAGAGUUGUGGGCCUAUUGACUCUGAAGGGCGCAGUGGUGACGACACACAUAAAACUUUGAAAUCAGAUAAGUGUGUCCUUAAUUAUUUCUCAUCACGAGUGCAUAUGGGUACAGAGGUCAGUGUGCCCAUGACUAAGACUGAGAUGUUUAUGUGUAUAUAGAUCACACACACGUGGAGGCUGAAAGCUGAACAGAGAUAGAGAAGAAGUGGAUAUGAACAUGAUUUGUAAAGCUGAACAACUGAAGCAUAUAGUAUAAACCUGUUAGAAUCAUUUGUUUCAGGCAUAUUAUUUUCUAAAUUCUUCCAUAUCACGUUUUAAACCCUAACCCUUACCAUUUAGAUGUUGUUCUACUGACAUAACAAUGAAAUCAGAGCAGCAGAGCUGCUCUCUAAACAGACAAAUCUCAACAUAAACAUCUUGUACAUUCCCACCAGGGGCACUCUAUCCAGAUGGGACGUCAAGCAGGUUAAAGGAGGAUGACUCCGUUCCUCCAGGAGGCAGCUACACCUACCGCUGGGAGGUCAGGCCAGAAUUUGCCCCUACGGAUGAUGAUGCUAACUGCCUGACCUGGGUCUACCACUCUCACGUAGACGCCCCUAUGGACAUUGCCUCUGGACUUAUCGGGGCUCUGCUCACCUGCAAGAAAGGAACCUUGAAGGAGACAAAGCCAGAAUCCGUCACAGACUCAGCCCGCAAUGAUGUGGACCAGGACGUCUUCUUGAUGUUCUACAUAGUGGACGAGAACCUGAGCUGGUACCUGGAGGACAACAUUCAGAGCCUCUCUGAUCCAGAUGGAGUCGAAGACGACGAAGAAUUCAAGGAGUCAAACCUGAUGCACGCCAUUAACGGCUACAUGUUUGGUAACUUGCCCGGGAUCAAAUUGUGCCAGGACCGUGCAGUAGCCUGGCAUUUGUUCGGCAUGGGCAACGAAGUUGACAUUCACUCAGCCUUUUUCCAUGGGAACACGUUGCUCGACCGUGGCCACCGCACAGACGUCCUCAGCCUGUUCCCUGCCACGUUUGCUACCGCUGAAAUGGUCCCGAGAGCAAGAGGGAAGUGGCUGCUGACCUGCCAGGUUAAUGACCACCUGCAGGCCGGGAUGCAGGCCUUUUAUGAAGUGAAGUCAUGUGACAGUGAGGCCAGCACUGCAGCGGCGGGCGGCAUUGUGAGGAAUUUCUACCUGGCAGCAGAAAAGGUCCUGUGGAGCUAUGCUCCCUCUGAAAAGGACCUGAUCAACAACGUGUCCCUCACCGAGGCCGACAGAGCAUCAGAGAUGUUUUUUGGCAGAGACGGUGGGAGGCUCGGUGGUAAAUACGUGAAAGUGAUCUACAAGGAGUACACAGACAAUACCUUCACCGUUGUAAAAUCCCCUGAUCCUGGACAUUUAGGAAUCCUUGGUCCAGUCCUGAGGGCAGAGGAAGGAGACACUAUCCGAGUGACGUUCAUGAACAAGGCUGAUAGAAAUUACAGCAUCCAGCCUCACGGCGUGCACUAUGACAAACUCUCCCAGGGAAGCAGCUAUGAGGACGGUGUUGACAAGCCCGGCUCCCACGUUGGCCCAGGCGAGCGCUUCGUCUACACCUGGCAGGUCCUCGAGGGUCCGUCUCCAUCUGAUUCCCUCUGUAUCCCCUACCUGUACUACUCCGCCACUGAUCCCGCACUGGACACCAACUCUGGGCUCGUGGGACCUCUGCUCGUGUGUAAGAGAGGAGCGCUGACGGAGAAUGGAACCCGGAAAGAUGUGGACAAGGAGUUCUUCCUGCUCUUUUCUAUCAUGGAUGAAAACAUGAGCUGGUACUUGGAGGAGAAUAUUCAGAGAUUUGGCAGAAACGAGUCAGAUAUAGAUGAUGAGGACUUCAUCGAGAGCAAUAAUAUGCACGCUGUGAACGGACGCAUGUACGGGAACCUUGCCGGACUUGAGAUGUGCGCCGGGGACAAAGUUUGGUGGUACACCUUCGGGCUGGGCACAGAGGUGGACAUCCAUGGUGUUUAUUUUGAAGGGAACACCUUCAACAAGCAGAGCACAACACGUGACACUGUCAACCUGUUCCCUCACACCACUGCCAGUGUCUCCAUGCAGCCCAACACCCCUGGUGUGUAUGAAGUGAGCUGCAGAGUGACUGACCACUACUCAGCUGGCAUGAGGCAGCAGUACAGAGUCGACUAUUGCCCAAGACGUCAAGUGAAGCACACACACAACCACACCCACACACAGCCAACUAAGAUUGUGGAGUAUUUCAUCAGUGCUGAAGAAAUCGAGUGGGAUUACUCACCCGAGAGAACCUGGGAGCUGGAGAAGCACCAGGUCACAUCAGGGGACAGUCCAGGCAGCACUUUUGUGGAGAAAGGGACGAACAGCAUUGGAUCACGCUAUAAGAAGGUGGUGUACAGAGAAUACACAGACGACACCUUCAGGGUUCAGAAGAAACGGCUGCCCAGUCAACAGCACCUGGAAAUUAUGGGACCAAUAAUCAAAGCAGAAGUGGGAGAGCAGAUCGUGAUCUCAUUCAAGAACAAAGCCAGUCGUGAAUACUCGAUUGGUGCACAUGGAGUCAGAGCCAGUGGCGCGCACAUUCCUGUCAAACCUGGUCACAUACUCGAGUUGACCUGGGAUGUUCCUGUAAGAUCUGGUCCAGGGGCCUCGGAUCCUAACUGCAUCUCUUUCGCCUACUACUCCAAUGUUGAUUUCAUUAAGGAUCUGUACAGUGGUCUGUUGGGGCCUCUGGUGAUAUGCAGGCCCGGGACUCUGCGGCGCGGCGAGGGGGGGCCCGACAGACAGAGGGGUGACGUGGAGAAGGAGUUUGCUCUGCUCUUUAUGGUGCAUGAUGAAAACCAGUCCUGGUACUUGGACGACAACAUCAGGACGUACCUCGGCGUCGAGCCCGAUGCCGUCACGUACGACGAUGACUUUGAAGAAAGUAACAAAAUGCACGGGAUCAAUGGUAAGCUGUACGGUAACCUCCAUGGACUGGUGAUGAUGCAGGGCCAGAAGGUCGACUGGUAUCUACUGGGAAUGGGCAACGAAGUGGACAUGCACACCGUUCACUUCCACGCUGAGACUUUCACCUACAAGACGGACCGCGUCCACCGUGCAGACGUCUUUGACCUCUUCCCCGGGACCUUCCAGACUGUGGAGAUGGUGGCCGGGAUCCCAGGGACUUGGUUGCUCCACUGUCAUGUGACUGAUCACAUCCACGCCGGCAUGGAGACCACCUUCACCAUCGAAGAAAACUCCUCACAUGCAACAGAAACGAAAGGCUCCAUACAGACGCUGCUCCUGCUCUUACUCUGUUUCCUGGCCGUAGGUGAACUGCACUGAUAAGAGGAGUCUAACACUGGAUUGUGUGUAACCACCAUAAAGCACUUCACAAUUCCAGGGACAGAAAUCACUGUUGGUGUGUUUGCUGGAGAAUAUGAACUCUAUGUAAAUAUCAAACACUGAUCAGACCAGUUAAGAUUCAUCUGCGACUGUGCAAUCGUGUUAAAAGCUCGGGAUCGUAUAACAUUUGUUAGGACUGAAAGAAUUUUUAUUUAAUAUUACAAUUCUGUGGAUUUUUCUACGUUUUUUCUGUUUUCUGACAUGUUGCACUGUGUUUGAGCAAAGCCCUGCGAUACCAAAUAUUUUAAUACAGUUUUGAAUGAGCAAUGAACAAUAUUGUUUUAUAUGUGUAUUAGUGGUUAUUACCUCUACCAAGGAGAUGUUUUCGUAUGCAUUUGUUUGUCAGUCUGUUUAUUUGUUUGUCUGUUAUUUAGCAGGAUUACACAAACUAUACUUGACAGAUUUCCGCGAUACUUGGUGGACGGAUGUGACAUCAGGGUCAGAAAGGAACUGGAUCUGUAUCAAUUGGCGGAUACAAUGAUUUUUUUCACUUCCUUCCACAUUUCCGUUUUCAGAGAAUAAUUCAUGGAUCUUGACGAGAGAGGGAAAUAUAUUUAUGAGUGUGUGUAAUUUGGGGCAGAACCAAAUAAAGAUCUGGAUCCAGAGAAUUUAAUCAGAAUCAGAAUCGGGUUUUAUUGCACAUACAUGGAAUUUGCUGUGGUGUGUUAGUGCAAUUAUAAACAAAAACAAAAAAUGUAUGUAAAAAUAAAAUAAAAAAGUAUACUCUAAGCAAAAGAUAAAAAAAAUACUAUAAGCAAACAAAAUAUACUAUAAGCAGGAGGACUUGUGCAACAUGUACAGUUAUUGUUUUUUGUAAAGUGUCUAGUCUAGUGGUUUCAUUCGGGGACUGUUGGUGGAGGGGUAUGCUCUCUGAAAGCCCCUCUAGUUUGUCCUUCACGUGCUUUUCCUCUGACACCACAAGGUGGAGUUAAAACAAAUUGAAAAUUGCAAGUUGGCUAAAUAUGCAACACAGUUCAACAAUUUUUUUUUUUGAUUUUAUGACAGCAAACAUGUUAUACUCAGAUCCACAUGGAGAAUAAUACUGUGUGGAAGUGUUGAGGUCUUUUUUUUUUUUUACAUAAUUAAUUCUUUGGGACUUUUGUUACAUAUCACACAAUUGCACCCUGUCUUGGAAGUGUGUGAUAUCCUGUGGUAGCUGAUCAGAUCAAUCAGUGUCUUUGAUAAGGUUUAGGAAAUAAAGCACUGCACCAGA